Molecule: messenger RNA, 3431 nt
Organism: Aethina tumida (small hive beetle)
Lineage: Eukaryota; Metazoa; Arthropoda; Insecta; Coleoptera; Nitidulidae
Product: protein FAM91A1
Exons: 14
Coding region: 118-2841 (907 amino acids)
Source: RefSeq, a predicted model, not a curated record
CUGGUGUUGAUACGAAAUUUCGACUUAGUUGACCAUUGACAUAUGCUUUAUUUACAUUAUAUUUAUCUAAUCCAUUUAUGAUUUUUGAUAGACAAUGACCGAUAGGAAACAAAAAUUAUGAACGCGGAAAUAGAAGAGUGCAUCCGAAACAACAACACUUGGGGACAGUUGCCCGCACACAUCAAACAGAUCUUAAGCAAUUCAUCCAAGGAAUAUGAACGAUGUAUCGUAUCAUUUAGCAUAAAAAAUCAACUUAGAUACAGGGGAAACUUGGUUCGACACAUAGUUAAAGAUGAAAAACGAUACUAUGAACGUGUCGUUAGCUACAGCAGAGAAAAACUCAUGCUGUUUCCAUAUCACUUAGCUGACAUGAUUGUGAAAGGUCUCAGAAUAACCCCCUUUAACUACUACAUAUCUGUGGUAGAGAAACUCAUGCAGGCUGAAAAGAGUUAUGAUACUUUACCUAACUUUACUGCAGCAGAUUGUCUACGUCUCUUGGGCAUUGGUAGAAAUGAAUACAUUGAUCUAAUGAACAAAUCUAGGUCAAACAGAGGGAGAUUGUUUGGUAAAAAGAAUGUUAGGGGACUGUUGCCUAAAGUUCCAUGUAAAAUUCAUAUAGAAUCUUGGUGGAGGGUUGAAGUUGGAUUAGUUUUAGAGGAGGACAUUAAGAUGGUGAAUGAAGAAGAACUUGCUGUAAUUGAUGCUUUGAUUGAUUUAGGAUCACAAAAUGCUGGUGAAUUGAACUAUUACACAGUUUUAUCUUUAUACAAAAAAGGAUUGAUAUAUUUGGAUGUUCCUAUUACGGCUGUUGACAGAGUACAAGUACCACCUUUACAAGGAUUUGUUAUGAAUAGGAUUGUGGGAGAUUAUUUUGAGACUUUAUUGUACAAAAUUUUUGUGUCCAUUGAUGAACAUACAACAAUUGGAGAGUUAGCAAGUGUUUUGCAAGUGGAAACAGAACUUGUCAAACAGGCAGUGUCUCUGUAUUGUAGACUGCAAUUUGCUAGAAAGCUUGAACCAGAGACUGAUAAAGAAAUUGCUAAAAGGCAUCCCUCAUGGAAUAAUGUGCCAAUUAGGGAAUCCAGAAGUGUAGAUAUCACUCCCCUAACCCUUAAUUUGAGCCAUGAAAUGAAUGGUUCACAGGGUUUGCAGUCACCUCAGUCAGAUAUGCCAGAGAGUCCUGCUAGUAAUACAUUAAACCGCAAAGGACAAAGAAUAGCCUUCCUUUUUGAUUCCACUUUAACUGCAUUUUUGAUGAUGGGAAACUUGACACCAGGUCUUAAAAAACAUGCUGUAACCAUGUUCGAAGUUGGUAAGCUGUGCGACGAGAGUCUCGACAGUUUUUUGAUGGAAUUAGAAAAAGUUUCGGUUCUGGACGCAGAGGGUGAAGGAGAAGCCAGGCGAUUCUUUGAUCACGCUGUGAUUUUACGAUCUACUGUACUGGCAUUGCGAAAAUUACCCAGUCCUGGUUUGGAUUUAGUAAGAUUAGAAAGCUUGCAUUCCUUAGAUGAAGCUGCUUGCAUUAGACUGCUCCAGAAAAAAUACAAGUUAUUGGUUUCUAUGGCCCCAUUGAGCCGCGAGGUGCGUCCAAUAACAAGCCUUUUACCACCACACUUGGGACCAGCCGCACCUGAAGUCAACACGUUGUGGUUCAAAUUAUUCUUGUACCAUAUGACCGGUUACGGACCUCCCUCCCUUUUACUGACCAAGGGUACAACCAUUAAGCAGUUGCCUCGCGUGUUUCUCGGUUUCUCCCGACUCCUGGUUACAUCCUGGUUGCACGAACCGGCAGUGAUACCAGUCGCUAAUGUUUUGUACGUUAAUGCCGCUUUGCAAUUCUCUCCAGUACUUAUUCAGGCGUAUGGGGUACACCAACCAGCCCAAACGUACAUCGUACCUUUUCCUUUUGGAAGGACAACUCCCUCUAAAAAUGCAAGAGAGAAUCCUGCUGACGUACUCUUUAGGAACCAUCCGGCGGUUAAGAGUAUGUCAGAGCUCGUCGAUUUGGAACAUAACUGUGGUUAUUUGACCUUUGCCAAUAUCGGCGUGUCCGAUUUUGGGUGCCCGAAUAAGGAUCCUGUGGUUCGGCUGGGCCGGAGUUACAGAAAUCCAAAUAAUAAAUUGCAGAAAGUUAGUAACGAACACGUCAGCGAACCAACGUCAAUAUCUAACGAAAAUUUCAGUUUCACUUCUGAAAAACAAUCAUCACCAAAAGAAGAAGUAAAAGAAGAUGCUGAUAAACAAUUGCAAAGUCCCGUCGAAUCCCAUUUCGCCGUCACACCUGUUAUGAGCAGUCAAUCAUCAUCUCCAGCCAAUGGAUUCACCAGUCAGGAAUCGAAUAAUUUACUGCAGGAGGAACUUGAUCAGUUAGCAAAACAGGAGGCCUUGGAAACGAAUUCUAAUGAAAGCGAUUUCGUGCUGACUAGUUCAGUGUCUUUGGAAGGAUUGACGAGCCCCACUGAUGAGAAUAUUAGUAUGUUUACUCGAGUUUCCGACGAACCCCCUUCAACUUCCGAGUCCGAAGUUGAGACUAAGGAGAAAGAUAAACCUGAGGUCUGGACCCUAUUAGACUGUCACUUUGGAGUGCCAUUAUUUGACGUUAAUGCAAAUACUAAAAUAUGUGAUACCAUUGUAUCUGGCGGUUUAGCAGAACAGAACAGCUUAGAUCUUUUGGUUGAAUCUAGUCGGAAACUUGGAAGCGUUUUACUCGAUUUUAUUUCCCAAUGUCAGUACUAUCCAGGAGAAAAUAUGGAGAUAUUGAAAAGGGGACGUUUGGUACCUUUACCAAGACACAAUUUGGUGUUUGAUAAUGGUCGUGUAAGUGAAUGGCCCGGAAAGUAAAAUUAUUUGGGUCACGAACUUCAGCCUAGCAAUAUGAAAUGCAAUUGAAGUAGAUUAUGUAUAUACACGGCAGUAAUGUAUUUUAAUUAAUUACGUUAAAAGCUUGAUUGUUGAGUAUUCCCAUGGGCAAAUUUAUCUUUGUUGACGUUAUGAUUGUGUAGAUAGGUUUUUACAUGUUAUAAGUUUUCCAGUUUAUGCAUUUUUUAUGUAGAUAAUCAAUUUUAGAAGUCCAAACUAUUCUCCUGUUCUCUCAGACUGAGUUCAUACUUUUUUAUUCUUUGUUGUUUAUAAUAUGUAAAAGACUAUCUGAAAUUUGCCCCAGGUUUCUUCCAAUUUUAUUUAGGAAUUUUUAUCGAGUGAGCAAAAAUAUUAUAUAACUGUUGAGGCUUAAAUUGUUUUGAGUUUAUAAGUCAGUCAAUUAUUUAUAUUUAUAUAACAUAGUCAAUAGGAGAUAAAUAUGAUUUUAUAUAUUAUUAAGUGUAUACUGUGUAAAACAUCUAGCUAAUAAUAUUUUGGUAAUUGUAGUGUCAUUUACAUAUCUGGAUUGUGAAUUGAUUUUUUUCAGAAUUUACAAAUUUACCGGAAAAAUA